AUGGCAAACCCAAUCGCCUCUCCCCGGCCCUCUGGGGUGGGAGGGGGAGAGGACCCCUUUGUGUCUGUAGCGAACCCGCCUAGCACCGCGAGACAUAUUCGCUAUUCCACCCUCGAUCCGCAGAUAUUUUCCUUCAGUCUCGGCACAUCGGCAGAACAAGCAAAGCGAGCUCUUCAGGCUCAUCUGCUCGAGACAAAUCGCAAACUGGAACAAGUGGGCAAGUCUGGCACUGCACUGGUUGAACACCGCAGGCAGAUCGAGGAGCAGAUGAAGGAGGUGGAGCAGCUUCAAUCCGAGGAGGAGGUACCAUCUGAACUGAAAAAGACUCUCGUAAAUCUCGAGCGGGACUAUAGCGAGGUGACAAGAGAGACCUCGAGGACCUUGCUUCCCAAACAGAGGAUACCAAGCAACGAGGCUGCCGCCGGCUCGCCGUUUGCCCCCGAAGGAAAGGGCGGCAGGCGCUCAGUCAGCCCGUCCAAAUUCGAAAGCCAAGCUACGGGCUCCCCGACCAAGUUGAGCGUGCCAAAUCGCAGGUCGCGCAACCAGCCGGCGAACCGGAUUCACGAUAUCGAAUUUGCGGCCGAGAUCAGCACGAGUCUCAUAUCUCAAGUCCGUAACCUGCAGUCGCUGCUUGCCGAACGUGACGAGGAACUCCGAGAUAUCAAGCUGGAGAAAUCAAAGCUGGAAUUGGAUGCCGAGAACUUCCAACAGCGCGUCAAGAGCCUGGACGAGAAUGAGCACCGCUACAAGGAUGAGAACUGGAAUCUGGAGACACAGCUACACGAGCUCAUAGCUUCCCAAAAGGAGGCUCAAGAGCGCGAGAAGAAGUUGACACAGGCCCUCAACGUCCUGCAGGCCGACAAGAACUUGACGCAAAGAGAGCUGGACGAGAUCAAGGUCACACACUCCAAGCUCGUGGAUGAGCAUGCUGCCGCCGUCAAGCACCACGACAUCGAGCUGGGGACCGUCAAGCGCAACAUGGUCAUGGCCGAGAGCGAGAGAUCUGCCAUGCAGCGCAAAAUCGACGAUCUCACGAGCCAGAAUCAGGAGCUCGCCAAGGCCUUUUCGAGCCAGAGAGGGAGGACACUGGAGCGAGACGUCAAUCUGGGAAUGAGUGACGAGGACCUCGAAACGGCGACUGACAACGCCACACCAGAGCAUUCGCCCCCUCCUUCGCCCGUAAAAGGCACACCGCGCCACCCAAUGCUCGAGUCUGAAACGCUCAAGACAUCUCUGCACCAUGCGCAGCGAACCAUUCAAAGCCUGAGGGCCAACAACCAUCGCGACAAGACCGAGAAGUUGGAGCUGAAGCGCAUCGUCCAGGACCUCCGCGACGAGAUGGAGCGCAUGAGAGGAGGAGAUGCAUCCAACAGCGCGACUCGACGCACCCGCAAAAUGGACUCUCGCGAAUUCAAGAAACCCCUCAAGCCGGGCCAGCUCGGCGGAGCUCGUGCCAGUCGCAGCGACAUCUAUCUCGAUGAUGACCCCGACUGGGAGGAUCAAGCCGGCCAAGCCUCGAGCCCCACGCGUGCACCUGCCGAACGCAAUGUGCUGCCGACGACGGAAAUGCCCGCGGUGCUCGAGUCCAGUGAUCAUUUCGAGACGGCCCACGAGACGAGUGACGGUGCGUUUGAGACUGCCAACGAUGAGCGUGCUACCGAGACGGAGGAGUUUCAGACUGGUGCCGAGGAGCUGAGCGACGACGACGACGACGCGGCCACGGAAACCGAGGGGGCACCCACGGGGUUGGGCCGACGACUAAGGCGCCCGCCUUCUCUAGGACUGACGCAGAGCCGCACACGAUACUCGUACCACAGCACAGCCUCAACUUCGACCGACGAGGAUGACUAUUCGGUAUCUAGUGUCAAGACCCCCACUGCGCUACCACCCCAGAAGAUGCGCGUCCGGCUUAGUCGUGCCACACUCUCAUCGUCGCGCCGCUCACGACAGGCGAGCGAAGAGCCCACAUUCCAGAGCAGUCCUGCCAGCUUCGCCACGAGCAGCGUGUCGGGUACCCCGCAGGCAGCCGGGCAAAGCCUCUUUGCUGAGCUGGGAGACUUUGAUGGGAGCGACGAUGAGUCUCUGGUGGCAACCCCGAGCAGGCGCAGCGUGCGUUCCAUGACUCCUGCCUCGAUUGUGCACCGGAGGCGUUCGCCUGUCCCCGAGGUUCCCCCGCUGCCCAAGGCCGUCAUGGUCGACAGUGGCAUGAUGACGGAGCCGGCCUCUCUCGCCAUGUCCUACAUACUGGCCGAGAAGGUCGAGCCGGUGAGCGAGCCAACAAUCCUCCCACCCACUCUUGGCAUCUCGGGCAUCCAGACGGAGCAUAUCGAGCCAGUGAGCGAGCCCAAGCUUCCAUCUCCGACGCUUCGCUUGUCUGGACUUCAAAUCGAGCAUGUUGAGCCUGUCAUGGAGCCCGAGGUUUUGUCACCUGCCUUGAUACUUUCGGCCAUCCGUGCCGAGUCUGUUGAGCCGGCCUCCGAGCCUGAGAUCAUUUCACCUACCCCUAUCUGUCUGAGCCUGUCGGCCAUCCGGGUCCAAGAUGUGGAGCCUUUGCCCGAACCUGGUGCACUAGCUCCGCCUCUCUGUCUCAAUAUGUCGACGAUACAGGCCACAGAAAUCGAGCCAGUUGUCGAGGCGGUAGAACUGCCUCCCGCGCCUCCCACGCUCGUACUUUCUCUUUCUACAAUCCAGAUGGAACAUGUUGAGCCUCGGCGUGAGACCGAGUCACCCGCAGCCCCCGCUCCUGCUUUGAGCAUAUCUGCCAUCAUUGCUGAAGAGGUCGUGCCCAUCGAGCAGCCCGAACCGGCAGUUUCUCCCGCGCCCGUUGCGCUCCUGGCCGCGGUACCUACCAAGACUCAACCUGCCCCAGUCACCCUAGGGUUAUCGGGCAUUCUGGCGCAGUAUGAAGUGGCUCCAGUUCAGCCAGAGCAGUCACAACCGGCCCCCGCUGUUCCAGAGGUCUUGUCUUUUUCCAACAUCCAGGUCCAGGACGUGGAACCAAUCGUCGAGGCCCCCGUGUCUCCCGUUUAUCCAACCCUCACCCUUUCCCAGAUCCAAGGACAAGGCCUGGAGCCCCAAGCCGAGUCCGAGACCUGUGCCCCUGCGCUUGCGCUUGCGCUUGCGUUCUCACCCAUCCAAGCGGAACACCUGGAGCCCUCGGCCGUGCCGGAAACCUUCUUCUCCACCUUUGCCUUCUCCCCCAUCCUGUCGCAAGUUCUGGACCCUUGUGUCGAGCCCGAAUUACCGGCUCCCGCGCUGUCUCUAUCGGCAAUCGCCGCGCAGCAUGUCGAGCCUGUCAGCCCUACCAAACUUCCGCUGCCCGGUCUGUCGCUGUCACGUAUCUCGACCGAGCAUGUGGAGCCGGUUCAGUCUAUCGGCCUCGGUCCCGUGGUGCCUGAGCUCGGCUACUCUGGCGUCGUCACAUCGGUGAACACCCGUCCAGCUCCUUCCCCAAGCCCGAAGCGUAAUGGCUUCACCUUCACGCUUCCCCGCGGCAAAGACGUUCCCAGAACUCCCACCAAUGCUAUUUUUAGAGUUGGCCGAGCCAAGGGCAAGGGCAAGGCGCCCGAAUCGCCCAUCAUUGCCGAGGAUGAUACACGUCAAUCCCUCAGCGACUCUCCUGUUGCCCAAACUCCCGAGUCACAGAGACCGCUCAAGGAACUCCCAACCAACACCAAUACCAAGCCCAUGCGGAAGCAAAUGACUGCCACGGCGGACCAGGGAGCUCAGACGGCUCUGACGGCCGACGCCAUCGACCAAAUCAUGCGUUUGAGGACCAAAACCGGCAGCCCUGACGAUGGGCACCGACGGAACGAGUCUUUUGGCACGAGUGUGGGCACCCCUGGCACUAUACGGGUACGACGAUCCCAGGAGAGCAUUGGCAGCGUCAUCCACCACCACAAGAGCAAGCCCGAUGGAGCUUUCGACCCCGACAUGGCCCCUCCGAGGCGGCCCGGGAGUGCUGCAAGCCGGGCCUCGUUCCAGGCCGCGGCGCUGCCACCGUUGCCACCCAACCAUAAACAGGCUAUCGAGGCCGCACGAAGCAACUCGUCGGGCGGCGUAAGCGGCACCAUCGGCACUAUCGGCACUAUCGGCACCAUCGGCACCAUCGGCACCAUCGGCACCAUCGGCACCAUGGGCCCCCCGCUACUGCCAGCUUCAGCUUAUCGUAACGCGUCCAUCCGACCGCGCACCCCCAGCGGCUCCCAUCCGCUUUCGCCCGUCUCGGCCACGUUCGGACGCGGCACGCCGAUACCGAGGCCCAUUCGAUCGAACUCGGCUCUUGGUGCGGCCGAGGUGUAUCCCAGCCCUUCGCGUAUCACGGCACAUAGUAGGCAGUCGUCGAUUUCGUCGUUUGCUUCCGAGGUGGACGCGCGGUUCAACACGCAGAACGGCAUACCGAGCCAGCACAGCCACGGGUUCGAUCCCAACACGGACCCCCGCAUGAUCCAGGCCAUCACGCAAACCAUGAUUGGCGAGUAUCUGUGGAAGUACACGCGCAAGGCCGGCCGCGGUGAGAUGUCGGAGAAGCGCCACCGACGCUAUUUCUGGGUGCAUCCCUACACCAGGACCCUGUACUGGAGCGACCGCGACCCGUCAUUGGCCGGUCGUUCAGAGCUGCGGGCCAAGAGCGUGCCCAUUGAGGCCGUCCGUGUCGUCACCGAUGACAACCCCAUGCCUCCCGGCCUUCACCGCAAGAGCUUGGUUAUCCUAUCCCCAGGCCGCACCAUCAAGUUUACGUGUACUACGGGUCAGCGACACGAGACAUGGUUCAAUGCGCUCUCGUACCUGCUGCUCCGCACCGAUGUUGAAGGGCAUGCCGACACGGAGGAGAUUGCUGAGCACAUCACGAGUGAAGAUGUCGACGAAUUCAACCCUCAGAUGGGGCGGCGCCCCGUCGUCAUGAGCACUCGCGCGUCCACGCGAGCCCCACCUUCGUUAAUGUCUUACAACUCACGCACCACCCGGAACGAAUCCCCGGCCAUGGUCAAUGUUUCUUUGGACGUGCCGACCUUGAUGCCAUCCCCUCAAAAGAAGAAGGAUCAGCGGCCUUCACUGGGGACGCUCAGCCGUCUGAGUGGCUACUGGCGAUCAAGCCAGCUGGGAACUCUACGAAGCAGGAGCGUCGGCGCCCAAGAACGAUCCAUAUAUGAGGCGAGCGAGGUGCAUGAUAGCGCCGAGGACCUGAGGGCCAUGUACGAGGCACAGGACCGCGAGUCUGCGAGGCUGGAGAAUGUCAGAGCCUGCUGCGAUGGAAAACACGAUGUGGCCACCCUCACAAAGCGAGGCAACCACUCACACACCCACACCCACACCCACCCCAACCAGCCGUCGACGGCAGCCUCCAUGGCUGCCACCGGCUCCAUGGCUGCCACCGGCUCCAAGGCCUAA
Messenger RNA from Gaeumannomyces tritici R3-111a-1, 5391 nucleotides. Its product is annotated as anucleate primary sterigmata protein A. Gene Ontology annotation, biological process: dynein-driven meiotic oscillatory nuclear movement; maintenance of protein location in cell cortex; establishment of mitochondrion localization. Gene Ontology annotation, cellular component: mitochondrion; cell cortex. The transcript is spliced from 3 exons. NCBI's taxonomy places the organism in Eukaryota, Fungi, Ascomycota, Sordariomycetes, Magnaporthales, Magnaporthaceae. The record is from RefSeq and is a predicted model, not a curated record. Gene Ontology annotation, molecular function: phospholipid binding; tubulin binding. Bases 1 to 5391 code for a protein of 1796 amino acids.